AUGUUGCGAGACAUUCUCAGGAGGAUAGCUUAUGCACUCAGCCGGAUGGCCUGCCCUAAGAAGGAACACCGCACGCCUCUGGACGACGGCUCGCCCUUUUUCUAUGCCAGAGCAGCCCAGGAGACAGACAUGGUCAAGCAGCCCGGGGUUGUCUCGGAAAUGCGCUGUGCCGCCCUCUCGGAUACAACAAGUAACCGUGAUGUUGCAAGGCACGAAGGUGGUGUACUGCAGCGGUGCAGAGCCGUACAUAAUCCUAUCCGUGACAUGGAAGAAGCAGCGAUCCGUACGUCCACCUCGGGAGAAAUAAGCCUACCACGGCGGCGGACCAGAGAGGGGGACCCCGUAACAAGCAUUCCCUACCCCCACCCACGACGACAACGACCACCACCACCACCACCACCACCACCACAAGACUCGGCCCCCAGCCCUCCCAUCAUCCGUUUCAGCUCCCCAGUAAGAACACCCCCUACCGCCGUGACCCUUCCAAGGAGGAGCAGAAGGACCAGAGCUACUACCGCCCUCCCGCGGCUCUCCAGCACCCCGCUGACCCCGGAGACGCUCAGGCCCCUCCUCGACAGCUUCGACCGGGCGCUCCACCACACCCACUACGCCGUGUGCGGGCACGCCGCCCUCGUGGUGUGGGGCUACCGCCCCGAUUCCCCCGAUUCCGCCGCCGCUGCCGCCGCCGCCGCCGCCACCUCAGCGAAGGGGAGGACGACGACGACGAGGAUGCCGGCGCACGUGAGCAUCGUCUGCCCGGCGGCGGGGAGGCAGGCGAUCCUGGGAUGGGCGAGGGCGGUCGGGUGGGGGGUGUACGCGCCGGACGGGUCUGCGGCGGCGGCGGCGGCGGCGGCGGCGGCUUGGUCCAGUUCGUCUGGUAAUGCUCCUCCCCUUCCUUCCUCUUCGUCUUCGUCUUCGUCUUCGUCUUCGUCUCCCCGUCCUGCCUCGUCAUCGUCUCGGACUUUGGCUGGUGGCGGGGAGGUGAUCGGCGUCCCCGUGCCCGGGUCCUCGCCGGCCGUCGUGGUGGCCUUCAGGCUGAGGACGGUGGAGGACGCGGUGUGGCACCGGCUGGAGAGGGUGCGGCCGCGCGACGUGGGACCGCCGUAUGCCGCGUGGCCGGGGGAGAGGAUGCGUAGUACGGGGGCGCAGGUGCUGGCCGUGCCGACGCUGCUGGACGAGGUCGCGCGGGCGUGGUACUCGUGCGCGGUGAGGCGCGCGGAGGUCGGUCGCGGGCGGGAGAGGUACGUCGCCGGCUUGCUCUUCUGGUUCCUGAGACGGCUGGCGGGGGAUUGGGACGACGCCCAGCGCGGCAGGCGGACAAGGGCCGGGUGGGAGUGGGAGUUGGAGUGGGAGUGGGAGCCGCUGACGCCGCGGGAGGUGCCGAACCUGACGUGCCGCAAGUUCUGGACCGCCUUCGUGGGCCAGUAUCACGACGCCCGCGGCCUGCUGGCCAGCUGCGGGCUGUAUCCGGUUGCGAGCGCUGCUGAAGAAGACGAUGGCGACGGAAGGCCAAAGGCGUCACCCCCAAACUCACUGGUCCAGCUUCUGCGCCGUCUUGAUAGUUCACGGCCCUCUCGAAGGGUGAAGCGGGAAUUAUGCUGUGACGUGCAGUGA
This is a messenger RNA of Thermothelomyces thermophilus ATCC 42464, 1614 nucleotides long. RefSeq lists its product as uncharacterized. The transcript has a single exon. Bases 1 to 1614 code for a protein of 537 amino acids. NCBI's taxonomy places the organism in Eukaryota, Fungi, Ascomycota, Sordariomycetes, Sordariales, Chaetomiaceae. The record is from RefSeq and is a predicted model, not a curated record.